AUGGCGUUCAAGCACAAACUCAACUGGUCAUACUACAAAAAUAUCUCGACAUUUAUCCAACUUAUCGUAUUUUUAUUAUUAUCUUUAUGUCCAUUCUUACAGAUUCACGCAUCUACUCAUGAAACCUGGCCCUGGUUAGCAUAUAUUCCGUCGCUGAAUUGUACUGGCGCGAUUGUACACAACAGAUGGAUGAUCACUGCGUCGAAUUGCUUCCUAAACAAAUCAAUCCCAUCGGAAUUAUUGGUUCAAGUUCAGGAUUUCAAUUCAGCCGGGAAAGUGCAAGGUAUAAGACAGCUUUAUGUCAUCGACUACACGCGAGGUAGUUCAACACAUGGCUUCACAAUGCUAUACCUGUCGCACACUGCUCCGUCUUUGACCGAAAACGUGGUAGCAAUGCGCGCAAAAAAUGCUAAUAUGGAUAAUAUAACUGGCAUCGUUCUGAGCUGGGAUUCAAGGCGCGCGUUUGACGCAAAUGAUGUUAAUAUCUUCGCGUUGUCUGUUGAUAUUGAACCCUGCGUUGGCAAUAGCACUCGUCAUAUUUGUGUUUCGUUGAGUAAACAUUUAGCUGGUAGUUCAAGUAUCCUUCAAUAUUGCUCAAGCACGAGUCUCGGAAGCUCAUUAGUUACGAUAGACGAGAAUGGUCUAGUCUCAUUAGCAGGGGUGCUGCACGUGAGAUCUGCUUGUCAACCACACAGCAAUUUCAUAGGAAGUUUCCUUCGUGUAGAUUACCGAAGGAAAUGGAUUCGACAACAAUUUCGAAUACAGGGUAUGUAAUUAUAAAUUAUGUUUGUAUUUGCGUUGAAAUGACCUUAGACCUUUUGCAAAGUUGUUGAUUGUAUUGAGAUGCAUUUACACGAUAAAAUUGCGCCAUAAAAAACCUAUUUGAUACGGUACUCUGUGUACUCCGGUUUCGGCCUGUAGUAACACCAGACUUUCGAGCAGAUAGAACUAUAGUCAGCGUAAAUAAAGCUAGUUCCUCCAGUAGGCCUAUUAACACUGAACAGCCAGAACCAAUAAUCGAUGAUCCUUUUCGAAUCUUUAGAAAGAACUGUUUAGAGGCUUUAGAAAUGGUAGACCCAUCCAGAAUAGAUAUAGAAAUAGUUCAGUGUAGGUUUCGUUCUGUUGCAACGCUAGACGUAUUAUAAAUGCCUUACUGGACAUCUAAGAAAACAGUUUAUAGAAAUGGACAUUUGCAUUAUAGACUAAAUUUUGAUCUAGACAAAAAUUUCAUCAUAGCAUGAAAGAGCAUCACAAAAUUAGUAAUAUUCCGAAGUUUCGUUGCGAUGUGUUGUAAAAUGCGGAUAAUAUAGCUUUGCGAAGUUUGCCGUUUUUCAGUCAUUUUGUAUUACGCACGGGAAAUUGACAGCCCAAUCGCGUGUUGGGGCAUCAAUUUCCCGUUUGUAAUACAAAAUGACUGAGAAUUGCAAAUUUCGCAAGGUUAUAUUAUCCGCAUUUUACAACAUUUCGCAACGAAACUUUGGAAUAUUACUAAUUUUGUGAUGCUCUUUCAAGUGUGAUGAAAUUUUUGUCUAGAUCAAAAUUUAGUCUAUAAUGCAAAUGUCCAUUGAUAAAGCUAUUCUCGCUAUCCAGUAUAAGUAUUAAAGUUUGUUAAGUUUAGGUUUCCUGCCGCAGUAAUACCAGAUCUAGAAAUGUGAUAUUCAAAGUUUCUCAAUUCAAUCGAAUAUACAGUAGCCCAAGGGCAUGUAAAAAAUUACUGCAUCAUUGUAUCGCUGAAUGCGGUCUUAAUCGAUUGAAUGUAUCAUCUACUCAAUUCAUGUGAAUGAAUGAAUACUAUUGUGUGUAAACGAGAUAUGUUUAAUGUGGUUUAACCCUUAAUCUAUAUCACUUUGACCUGCUUUUGCUUAAUUUCCUUUAAACGGAAGCGAAAACCGCAUUUAGGGCAUGGCCAUAGGUUUUAAAUUUAAAAUUUCAAAAAAUUAUACAAAGUCAUAAAAUUCGAUGCAAGUUGGAAUGCGCUCAAUUUCGUUACGAGAUUGGAAUGUGCUCGGUUUUUCUUUCAGGAAAAUGAAUGCUAAAAAUAAACUACACGUUGACGGAUGAUUCUAAACCUGCGAAAUUCGUGCAGAAUCUUAAGUAGUUAUUGAUGAGACUUAUGACAGAGUGGACAGACUUAUGUCAUGCAUAGCGAUACAGAUCUUCCAGUAACAGUAAUCAAUAAAGUUUUGCAUACCAAUAAGAAAUCUUCAAACUUCAGCUUUAAAUUUUGUUCACCAUUAAAUCAUUAAUGCCCUCGGUGAUUUCAUUUAUCUUUGCUUCAUUCAUGGAAUAAUGAGUUAAUUGCUAAUUAAUUGCUUAAUUAACGAUAAUUAAGUUGCACAUUUUUUUCAGUCAUCACCAAGUUUGUCGUUGUUUAGACUGAUUACCAGCGUGACGUCUUUUUCGAAUAAGAAAUCUUAUUACACUACUGUAGUUUUUGCGCAACUUUAAAAUUGGGAAAACUGGAAAUAUUGUUCCCUAUACAUUUACAAAUUCCAAUGUUCCCCGUUUGCACUGAAAGCAAUAUUUUUUACUGGUUCUCCACAGCGGACAAACUAAAAAAUUCCUUGAGCCUCGCAGUAACAUCAGCAAAAAAUUAAACACUUGGGGCCUGUUGUUUGAAAGCCGAUCAUCGUAACCCUAGGUUAACCUAAUAUUCAAAGUAAACUUUCCAACAGCUUGUAUAUAAAUUUGGAAAUAUUUCUUCAGAAAUCAGGGGCCAGUUGUUCAAAGCUGGGUUAGCUUAAAGGCACAGUUCAGCUUUUUGAACGAUGGUUUUUAAGGCGCAUUUCAGCCCUUUUAAUUGAAAAAACUAACUGGGAAAAUCAAUUAAGCAUAAUUCAAAAUCAGUAAACUCGAUGUUUUUAACAAUAAAAAUGUUUUAAAAUGUUAAAAACAUUCGAAGUUUGGUGACCUUGAAUUAUGCUUAAUUGAUUUUUCUGGUUAGUUUUUUCAAUUAAAACUGAUUUAAAAGAGCUGAAAUGCGCCUUAAAAACCAUGUACACUAUGUAACACUGUUAACACUCUGUAGCACUGUGUGACACUAUGUAACAAUGUGUAACACUUUGUAACACUGUGUAACACUAUGUAAGAAUAUGUAACAUUGUUUAACACUGUGUAACACUUGUAACUGUGUUACAACUGAGUGCCAUAAUAAAGCCACCUUAAAUCGUGCAUGGUAUAAAAACAACCACCAGAAUUUCGAAGCAAAUAUGUUUCCCAACAAAUGCUGAAACAUAUUUCGUUUCCAAAGUGUGAUUUUUGUGCAAACAUUGUUUCCUAGUUUAUCAAUCUUUGGGAAUCAGGACGAAGAAACAAUCUUCUCACGUCAAAGAUUCCAUUCCUUUUUUAGACUAUCCUCAAUGCCGGCCGAGUGUAUAUCGGACAUUAGACGAGCCUUCCCGAGACUUGAGAAAGUCACGUGACAGCCUCAGUGUCCCAUGUGACACAGAAUUACCACGUGCAUGGUAUAGAUUUAAACUGGAUGGUCAACCAGCGCAACUUCCAACAGUGUGUCCACCCUCGAAUGCCUGUGGUACCUGGUCCUCUGUAUGGCUCCCAAAAGCUGAUGGUAUUGAACUUGGAAAGCAAGUGGAAAUCAAGGCUUGUGCUUCGUGGACCAUCGCAAGUCGUCGUAUUUGCUGUUUCUGGAAGUUGUCAGUUUAUGUUCGACAUUGUGGUGACUUUAAAGUGUAUCGAUUGAGAAGAACUGAUUUUUGUCCAACAGCGUAUUGUGCUGAUGGUAAGUGAACCUGCAAACAAGAUGCUCCACGCCCAGCCUCGACUCGUGAAAAGCCGUCACCCGAACCAAAAACAUGGCCUAGGGUAUUAAGAUCUUAAGAACACUUCAGUGUUCAAUACAGACGCUAUGUUUGCCUUCCAAUUGCAUAAGCUCAACCAUAUAAAGUAAUCUAUAUGAUCGAACGUAGGUAGUGAUCAACUCGAAAGUUUAUGCUCCUUUGAUCACUACGCACUUUCACUCCACUAAAUUAAGUUGAAAUUAUUAAUUCGAAACUUAAUUAUUUGUAAAAUUUUAUAUACAUUUUCCUUUUUUUUCUGUGCUGGUGUUGUGUACUCAGGUGAAUAAUAUGUUUGUGAUGUUGCUCUGAGUGCAUAUCCACACCGGGCGAGCUUGAAAAAUAUGCCCGGCCACGGUGGCCCAUACAUUUUCCUUGUUUUGUAAAUAGUGCAGUUUCUGAAUAAAUCUUAAAUCUCGUUUAAAAACGCGUUCCAGUUCAAUUACAACGCAAUUUAAAAAAUGCUAUAGGUCAAGGAGCGCAGUUUGAACCCAACGUCUGAGUUUUACUGUUGACAGUAAGAAAUAGCUUACGUUGCCUUCGCCAUGAUUUUUCACACACCCCCCCCCCUUUUACUUCCGUGUUUUCCAGUGACUAUAAUGCCAUUCAGUGUUGUCAGGAAGAAUCCCACUGUUCUCCAUGCCAUCUAAACAGUCACUGUUUUACUAUGGUAUUUAUUUUUUCAUUUUAGUGGCAAAUGGUGUUUGUGGGCCGGGCCAAACCGGUUAUAAACCAAAUUGCAAAGGUAAAUAUAAGGUUUCUCGCUAUACAGAUGCUACGUCCUGUCAUGGGUUGUGUCUGAACUACCUGGAUAUAAAGAUAUCUCGAACGUGGAAGUACAGUGUGGGUAGUACAAUAUUCAAUAAGUUGCUGUGCUUUGUGUCUGAAUUACAUGAAAAACAUCUCCAACGUGUAGGGGUCCAGUGUAGGUAGUAUUUUACAAUAAGGUAUCGUGGUUUGUGCCGGAACUACCUGAAAAAUAUAUCUCAAACGUGGAGGUCCAGUAUAGGUGGUGUUCUACAAUAAGCUACCGUGGUUUGUGUCUGAUAUACCUGAACAAGGCUUUUUAAAACGUUCUUUGACAUUUUCAACAUUUUGAGUGUUGGCCCUUCGUUAUGAUAGGAACCAGGAGAUAUGCCUGAAACUCAAAUAUACAAAGUUUUUUUCUUCCUAUACUCAUUUUCAUGCAGUUCAAGCCACUGCUAGUUAACAUUAUUCUAAAAUAUGAUCUUUGAAUCAACUGUUUUAGAUGCAUAUCCAAAAUUACCGAAAGUCCUGCAGUUCUAUCCAUUCCACGCUUACCAAGGCAAGCCCAAGCAGCCCUAUGUUUAUCUUCGUUGUAUACUGUACGGUGCAAAGAGAGAUGUCACUGUCAGAUAUUUGUUUCAUCUGUACAAAAUAAAGAAAGAAAAAGAUGGGAAAGUGCGGAAGAGUGUAGUUCAUAGAACUGAAACCACGCGCAAAUAUUCUGAUGUGCGACUUAUACCAGAGAGAUGUCCUGUUGGAUUUGGAGAUACGGUAAAAUAAGCUAACUUUCUGCUAAACUAACUAACUAAGCACCGUGCCAUCACGAGCCCUUCUUGAACAUUGUAUAUGAUUUCUGUAUAGGUCAUUUGCGAAGUUCGAUCGUUUUUCCAAGCAACAAGGAAUGUCAGGAGUCCAGCGUUGGCGAGUCAAGAUUAUCACCUUGGAAUAGAGGUACUCUCUAAAUAACCUCAUAGUACCCAUACACAGAACAUUCUUGUUAUGGUAUAAGGGAAGGACCAACAUUAUUUUUAUUUCAGGUUCAGCCUUCGUCUGCAUUGGUUCUUACAUAUCCCAACGUAAUCAGUGUUUCAUUUGCCAUAACGUUGCCAGUUUUAUGUCGCACAAGAGACGAGAGAUGUUCCCUAACGAUACCUCUGACUACCUCUCUUACAGGUAAGUAUUUCAACUUGGAGGUUCAGCUUUGGCCACGGUGUAGAUGUAGGAGAACGUUGUUGCUGAUACUCAUCAGCCUGAGAAAUAGCCUUCGCUCAGAAUAUCGAAUUUCGGAACAAUUUUCUAACGAGUACAUAUCUACAACGGUUUCUAUCAGUUCUAAGUAGUUCCUCCUAGAAGUCCAGUAGGGUCCAAUCUUUAUUGUUCCACUGCUUUAGGGACAGGAGUAUACGGGCAGAUUGUUCAAAAUCCGGUUAGCGGCAGCGCUCUAACCAACUGAGCUACAGAGGCCAGUUGUCGAGCUCUAACCACAAGUUCAUGUAUAUAUAAUAGGGAAUUGUCGAGUGAAAAGUUAUAUACAUUUAUUAGCCCUAACCAGGAACAGAAGCGAAAAUGUAUACUUGACAAUUUCCAUCUACAAUACCCAUCAAAUAUUAUUUAUUCGAGUGAGAUGCCACAAGAAUCUUGGUAACUUAAGAUAUAUCCAGCUAUCAUGAUAUCUUCAAUGUUGCGUUACAGAUGGUACAGCUGGACAGAUGAUUUCUCCUGGAUCUCACUUCACGUUAUCAAAAUGUUCUCUGGUAUUCACUCCCGAACGUUGCAGUCGAGACAAGAUCGUUUGUGGUCGAAACACAAUCCAAAUUCAAGCUGGGAAAAACUUUGAAACUUCUGACCUUAAGUUAAAAAUCGAACUUGGUCCAGUUGUCUCUACCGACUCCGUGUGGAAGGAUCAUAAUUUCUCGGUGAUCGAAGUAAGCUAAUGUUUAUAUGUUUCUUGAAAGUUUGCUUGAGGAUAAAUAAAUAUAUCUCUUGGCUUGUGGAUACACCACGUCAUGGUGAAAACAUACUCGUAGAAAUACACGUAAAAAUACACAAGUCAGUUUUAACAAACCUGCAGCAGACUUGUAGCAGUGCUGUUCCAACAACUUGUCAACAGGAUGUGUUCGCACUGCUUGUUCCCAGCUUGUUCACAAGUUGUCAACGGCUUGUUGACAACUUGCUACAAGGUUGUUGAGCUCAACAGACUUGUUACAAGUUGUUCCAACAACUUGUUACCGUCCUGCAAUUCAACAAUUUGUCAACAAGUUGUGAGUGACAACCUUGUAGCAACUUGAUAAAAUAACGACAUUGUUACAACUUGUUGACAAGCUGAGAAGUUGUGAAAUGUUUACGCGUGUAGGCCCGAAUCUUCAUCAGUGCUAAUAAUAUAUUAUGAUCUGUAGUCACUAUGAUAUUUAUUUGAGAUGCGUAAUUCUGGAUGUCCUAAAUCUGGAUAGUGUCCCGAAAGAAUUUUACAAUGUUGACGAUUGUGCGCGCAUGAAUAUUAGCAUCUGACGAUUAUACCCGUGAUCAUGGAACAAGUUCACGCAACAUUGCCCGACAUCGUUCAACGUUGUAGCAACAAUGCUGGACGACAUUGGGCUUGGUUAGGAUUAGGAUAGGGGGACGGGUCAUUGUUAGGAUAUAUGAGGACAAGGAUUAGGAUGAGACUGUAACUAGGAAUGUAAGACUUACGCCCGUAUUCUAAAAGCUCACUCAUACUCAAUGAGUGGAAGUUCAAUCUGAGCUUCUCUCGAGUGUCAUGGCUGUUUUUGAAUAGCUGGAGGGCUAGUGUCAUACCUUACUAUGUGACUACUCACCCUCCAACUAUUCAAAAACCGCAUUGACACUCAAGGGAAACUCAGAUUGAACCUCCACUCAUUGAGUGUGAGUGAGCUUUUAGAAUACAGGCGUUAGCAAAGAUGUGUAUUUGCAUCCGUGUUAAAUUAAUGACAAAUUAAGAUAUAUUUUCCUCAGGUCACUUUGAAAUCCACGCCACGUUAUUCCUGUUAUUCCGUAUCAGCAUCGAACAUAAGGACUUUUGGAGGAAGGUAUACGAAGUUCCAAUUCCUACAGUCGUUUUAGCCCCAUGCUUAACUAUGUAAUUUCGAUUCUUGUAGUUUCAAUUUCUACAGUCUUUUUUAGCGCCAUAUUAAAUGACUAGUAAUUUCGACUCUUGCAGUUUCUACAAACAUCUUGGAGAAGGAACAUUUCUGUUCUAUCGCAGUAGUUUAUCAUCGACAGAGGUGAGAUUUUUAUUUUGGUUGCCUUGGCUGAAAUCUAAACUACAUGUACCUGAAAACACUGGGAAAAAAGUGAAAUCCAUACUAUGAAAUUUACAAUUGCACCACUAAAUCCAUAGUAUAUCCAUACUAUUUCGAUACUAUAUCCAUACUAUGGAAAUAUACAGUUAUUAUGGAAAAUCAAAAUUCCAAUAAAGGUCCAUUCUAUGACCUUCUAUGGAUUUUCAAAAUUUUUUCCAGUGAAAGUUUUGGCACAAAAGGGUCCGGACGUUAGGUGGCAGUUACCACGAAAUCAAGAGCCUUCGCUCAAAAUGCUGAAGUGUCUUUUAUUUUAGGUAGUUUUGACACAAAGCCAUAGUAAAUAUAAUACUCUCUACACUGGGUUCCCAUGUUUGAGAUAUCUUUUCCAAGUACUUCAGACAUAAGCGACAGAAACUUAUUGUAGAAUACUAAUACUAGACCCCCAUGGUUCAGAUAUCUUUUUCAGGUACACGCGUACGAAUCUCACAACUUGUCAACAAGAUGUGUUCGCAACAGGUUUGUAGCAAGCUUGUCAACAAGUUGUAACGACGCUGUUAUUUUAUCAAGUUGCUACAAGAUUGUCACUCACAACUUGUUGACAAAUUGUUGAAUUGCAGGACGAUAACAAGUUAACUUGUAACAAGUCUGUUGAGCUCAACAACCUUGUGGCAAGUUGUCAACAAGCCGUUGACAACUUGUCCACAAGCUGGGAACAAGCAGUGCGAACACAUCCUGUUGACAAGUUGUUGGAACAGCAUUGCUACAAGUCUGCUGCGGAUGUGUAGAAUACAACCUAUACUAGACCUUACUAUUGAAUUGCGUUUACUCGUACAGGUACAAAUAAAGAAAUGGCAUUGCAAUGGUAUAUCUACUUGUCCUUGCGCAGUCGCAGUACGAGAAGGAAAUGACGUCAUCGUGGCAGAUAUGUGCCAUGGUCAGUACAAACAAUCAAGUUUACGUUUCAUCAUCCGAUCUCAGCUACCUCUACAUAAAAACACCAAGAUACUGGAAUCAAACAAUGGACGAUCAUUCACAGUGAGUCUCAUGCAAGUUAUAUUUUCUGUUUCAAUAGUGUUUUUUAGUUUUUUUUAUAAAUAUCCACGGCGAAUCAGUGGCACACAGUGGUUAAUGCAUAUACUUGAUCUGAUUGGGAUUGAGUUACGGCAAUAUGCAGUUUCUGAUUAUAUUUCACUUCAGUCACAUUGAGAAGGGUACUUCCAGUUUCUACCAAACACUGCAUAUUUCCUCCGAGUGCUCCAGUUUUCUCAUGUACUAACACUGUACCAAUAAGGUAUGUCUCUUACUUGGCCUCAGUUUAAUAAUUGAGAGUUGCUAGAGUUAUCUAGUAUAAAUAAAAUUAGUUUAGGAAUUAGGUUUCCUACUGAAGAAAAACAGAAAAAAUAAGAGAUGGUUCUUAUGGGAUCCCUAGAGGGAAGGAUCUAGUUAAUGAAGUUAGUUCUGUUCACGAUCCCUCCUGUAGUAAUACCAGAAUCAUAUGAGAUAGCCAUUAGUAGACCCUCUAGGGAGAACGGUUCAGGACUGGAACACAGAGAUCCAGUGUUUAAAGUUAUUUGCGUGUUCUUCAUCUGUUCACUUCAGAUCCGGCUUCCAUCGGGUGCACACAUCAACAUUCACGAAUUCUAUUGGGGUAUCAGUAUUUAUCUUUCUGUAACUGAUCUUGGUGAAGGAUUGUGCCGCGGGGCUGUUGCAGCAACUCAAGAGACAAUGAGAAGGUAUCUCGAAACUUUUAUUAUUAGUGACAUUUUAUCAUCGACAGAGAUAAGAUCCUGCGGCCCGGCUAUUCAGGUCUAAAAAUUGUGUACCGGGUUUCCCCCCAAAAACUGGACACUCUUUGAUUGCAUGUCACGUAAAAGUUAUACAAGCUAUUGCAAUAAAAUAACGACCAUUGCAUUCAGAAAGAACUAACUUAGAUUUUGAUAUAUAACACUUGAAUUUAUAUGCAAUAUUGAGCGAGAUACAACCAAAACAAAAAUAUUAUUUAACAAGUAUAACUACAUCGGUAAUUAUAAGGUUGUUUUAUGCUAAUUUCUGGCAUUUUCAAAAACAGUAGUUCAACGUUCAACAUCAAUAGCGCAGGUCAAUAUUGUAUGUAAAUUCAAGUGCUGUAUAUCAAAAUCUAAGUUAGUCCUUUCUGAAUGCAAUGAUCUUUAUUUCAUUGCGAUGGCUUUUAUAGCUUUUACGUUACAUGCAAUCAAACAAACAGUUUCCAGUUUUUUGGGAGACACCCGGUAUAAUCUAAGAAUUGUAUAUGAUACUUGACUUAAUUCGCUGGCAGAGGUAUACACUCCCCAAGAGGUAUGCAGUCUCUCCCUCCACUUUCUAUUUGUACUCUUUUUUUUUAGUUUGUUCAACCACUCUACCUCUCCGGCCAAACCACUCGCAGUAAAAACCCAAGACUUCUGCUCAUGUUCUGGCUUGAAAUCUUUGAACGAAACAAGACGAUCUUGUCCACCUUCAACCACUUACCGACUCGUUACUAAACUAGCAGAUAUCACAGAAAGAAUCAUUGAUAAACAACAAAUAUUACUAAAGGGCUUAGGAUUAACUAGGAAACCACAUUUAGAACACGACGAAACUCUACAAGCGGACAGACCAAGUCAAUCAUUGAGUUACAAAAGAAGAGAGGAGAUUUGUCAUAAGAUUUUAAACGCAUCGGAUUCUUUACGAGUUUGUAAAAACAUCGUUGGUGAAGAACUUUGGCAGAAAAUUUGGCAGAUCUGUGUGGAGGAAACCCAGGUAAAGCUUCUUCAUUUGGCUACUAAACUUGGUUGCUAUUCUUCCUCGAAACAUCUUCAGGAUGUCCACGGGUUUUGAAAAUCCUGGAAAGUCCUUGAGUGUGAAAAAAUAAAUCCAGAUCUAGAAAGUCCUUGAAGAUUAGUAAGAUAAUUGCGGAUUACGAGAGAUACAAGAACCUGCAAAAUACAAGCAGAACUUCGACCGCGGCCCCUGAGCAGUUUUCUAAGUUUGAAAAUUUUCUUCGGGCAAUAAGAAAUGACCCUUACUUAACCUCUCGGGAGAACAGUUUAGAAGCAGCUAGGUUAGAAUCCCUGAGCCAAGAAGGAAUGACUUUUGCUGGACCCAAGCACUGAAUUUUAUUUUCAUUCAUUUUCACAUCAAACUGGCUAGGAUUUCAUCAAUGCGCUGUGUUUUUUUUCUUUCUUUUAUAAGGAAGGUCUUGAUAUGGCUUUAUUGAAAUCUAGUGGUGAAACAAUGACCACACUUUGUAAGCAGAAAGUAGAGAAUAUGAAAGACAAUUCAACCUUUCUCAGCCGAUGGAAGAAUGAGCUGUGUGAAAAUCGUUGUGGGCUCAAGGGCCAUUGUUUUCAAGGGCACUGUAAAUGCAACGAAGGUAUAGUGUUAGCAUAAAUGUGUGCUUAGGGUUUACAGAAUCAAUCUACUAGAAUAAUAUUACAAGUAGCUCGUUGUCUUUAUUCAAUUCUAAGAUCAUAGCAGCAAACCUUCACUCGUUUAGGGUAUGGUUCGACUGACUGUUCUGUCCGUUUGAACACACCACCGACAGUGUUUCCAUUAGACGAUCCGUUGUGCGAUGCUCGUAAAGAGAUAUGCAACGAAAUAUUUAUCUCAGGCUCAGCAUUCUUGAAUUUUGGAUCACUAUCGUGCUCAUUUACGCCUUUGCAGGUACAUUGUCUCACUUCACCUUGCCUCACUUUAAAGAAAUAUAGAAAGGAAAGAGUAAAAGCAUAGAUGAAAUAUUGAAUUGUGGCAGAGAGUCGGAAAUAUUAGGGAGGUAGACAGGCAAGAAAACAAGUAGGUAGGUGGAUAGGCAGGUGGAUGCGUUGGUAAGUAGGUGGGGUAGGUAGGUAGGUAGGUAGGUUGGUUGGUUUUGGGUAGGUUGGUAGGUAUGUUCGUGGGUACUGAUAGGUGGGUUGUUUGGUAGGUAGGUAGGUAGGUGGAUGGGUAGGUGGAUGGGUAGGUAGGUGGGUAGGUAAGUGGGUUGGUAGGUGGAUAGGUGGUAGAUAGGUAGAUAAGUAGAUGGGUGGGUAAGUGGGUUGGUAGGCAGGGUGGGUAGGCAUGUAGGUAGAUUGGUUGGUUGGUUGGUUGGUUGUCAGCUAGAUCUACUUGCUCAUACCUCUGACACUUUAUUGAUUUUCAGAAAAUUGGCGAAAGGUUGGAAGAGAACGAUCACGAAACGUUCACAGCUAAAGCUACAUAUUACAGUUUGCGUGGAGUGAUCUGCAGAAUCCCAGAGAAUCGACGCUCGAAAUUUAUCAAAUCUGAAGAGGCAUUUCACAUGCGAGUGUCCAAUAAUGGCUACCUGUGGAGUAAUCCUGUUUCCAGACUUGGCUACGACAGCUUGUGCAAGAACUGUACAACCGUUGGAAGAUGUACGACGAAAGUAAGAUCUUAUUUUGAUAAUAUGAAAUUGCAUUGACUCUACUUUGGGCUCACUUGACCGAUGCUUUGAUCUUCCAAGGUAGUACAGUGACUAGUGUGUGUGAUUUUUACCUCUGUGGUCGUCGAAAUAUGAUUUCUGCAAUGUGCAGUUGUAAGCCUGAACCAAUCCGGAUAAUCCUUAUUGGUUUAGAGUUAGAGUAAGGGAGAGCGUUUACGAACACUGACCUAUACUUAACCGAAAGUAGUAUACGACAGUGGUUUAGAACUGAUUGAGCGGACGCAGGUCAUAGUAUCUUGACUAAAAUGUCGUUUUAGAUUUCAUAUAGACCAGGUGAUCUGACGGUGAGCAAAAGGACUGGGACUAGCAACUGAAUAGAAAUCCAGUUUCGUACCUUUAAUCACUUGUCAUGCCCCGAUUCUUUUGUGAAACUGUUUGAAACUUUGUGUCUGUGUCUUGCACAGGGAAAUGAAUAUCUGGGACAAAUUUGAGAUAGAAAUCUAAUACCGUUAAUGAGAUAUUGAGUAAUUUUAAACCAGAAAUGGAUUUCUAUUUUACAACUAGUGCUAGGCCUUUUCCGAGUUCCGAGAUCACCUGGAACAGGAAAUCCUAUCCAGCAGCAAUGCAUAAAAUUAGCAUAGUUGAGUUCCCUCCUGUAGUAACACUGGAGCAAUAUAGCUGGCCCUUAUUUUACUAAGGAGAACAGUUCAGAACUGAUACAGCUAUCCAGUUUUGUUUUGUUUAAGUAACGAAAUCAGGUAUAUAACGAUGUAUUCUUUUUCUCUAGCCUGGGACGUGUUCUAUCGAUUCUCGUUGUUUUGUGAACGGUGCUCUUUCUCCAGAGAAUCCAUGUUAUAAGUGCUUUUCUGUAGAUGACGCUCACAAAUGGACGUCGCGCUCAGGUGAGUGCAGUGCGUCACUGUUUUUAUUAGACUAAAGUUUCUAUUAGACUAAAGUCUUUAUUGAAGUUAGUAUUCACUUUCAUUUCAGAUAACCUCCCACCAUUAUUCAACACUCCAACAGAAGACAACACGACUAUUCAUGUGGGUGAUGAAAUAUCGUUUAUAGUCAACGCCAGCGACCCAGAGGGGAAACCACUGAAAAUUACACAUGAUGUUCCACAGGCCCAACUCACUCCUGACGGCAAGUUCCGAUGGAAGCCCGAGAGAAUAACGACUCGAACUAUUCAGUUUUUAGCAACGGACAAUUGUGGGCGAACUGCGUCGAAAUAUGUGGACGUUGUUGUCCGAAAAUGUCCGUGUAAAAAUGCUGGAAAAUGUAUCGAAAUCUCCAAAGAUGAGUUCAAUUGUUCCUGUCCAGAAAAUUUCAAAGGUGUUUAUUGUGAGAUGAAGGUUUCGCCAUGUAUGCCGAAUCCAUGUAUUCACGGCAAGUGCGAGAAGAAUGGGAACGACUUUCGAUGUAUGUGUGACCUUGGUUACCAUGGCAACUUAUGUCAUCUUAAACGUCCGGCAUGUUAUUCGAGUCCUUGUAACCAUGGAAAAUGCGAAGAGAUUGGGGACGGAUUUCAGUGCAAGUGUCCACGUUUUUACGGCGGCGGUCUCUGUGAGAUUGAACUGAGUCUUUGUGCUAGGGAUCCCUGUGUGCGCGGUCGUUGCCGUAGCAACAGUGACGAAUCAUUUCACCAAAGCAAUAAUACUCAAUCAUUUGAAUGCGUUUGCCCGCAAGGUUUUCAUGGGAAAUUUUGUUCCAAACGGACUACCGCUUGUCAGCCAAAUCCGUGUCAUCGCGGGCGCUGUAUUGAUCUGAGAUUUAAUAACAUGCGUUGCGUAUGCCCUCCGAAGCGUCACGGGAAAUUUUGUAACAUGACUGGACUUUAUUGUGGAAAUACGCGGUGUGUAAACGGUGCCUGCGAUACGACUGGUCAGACGUGUGUUUGCCACAAAUAUUAUAUCGGCAAACAGUGUGAUACUUCAUGUAACAUUGACUGCGUGAACGGCACGUGUUCGUGGACCCCUAGUGGGACUGUGUGUGUCUGUCACGCGGGAUAUACAGGCCCAAGCUGUAAGAUAAAAACCAAGUCAUGUGAAUCAAGCCCUUGCGUACAUGGAAUUUGUAUAAACGUUAACUUGGGCCAUCUGUGUCACUGUUACCCAGGGUACAGUGGUACUUCAUGUAAUACCUCAGCAUGCUCUACAGUCAACUGUCAUAAUGGUACUUGCAUCCUUGUGAAUGGUGAACCAGUUUGCCGCUGUGCUAGAGACUACAUUGGUCCCUUCUGUAACAGACGGAGACAGCCCUGUGAUGCGAGCCCUUGUUUCAAUGGUCUAUGCAUUGCAACUGAGGGCAACUCGUUUACUUGUUCAUGCAAUCCCGGUUUUCAAGGUUCGCUUUGUAACGAACGAAUCAACCCAUGCUUAUCAAAACCCUGCGGUGUAGGGCAAUGUUUGCUGAACUCUAACGGUACAUUUUCAUGCAAGUGUCCAUCAGGUUAUCUCAACCCAUUUUGCAAAGAAGAAAGAAAAACCAGCCCUUGUGACAUGAAUCCAUGCGUCCAUGGAAAAUGCGUGGUCGUUUCGGAUACUGAUUUUCGAUGCAAGUGCGAACGUUCGUACGUUGGUCGCCUGUGCGAGAAACGUUUCGAUAUUUGCGCGUCCAGCCCGUGCGUGCACGGUCGUUGUUCGUCCGUGCUUGAAGGAACGUUUACGUGCGCAUGUGAUUCGGGUUUCUCCGGCGCGUUAUGUCAAAUCGAUCAUCGGCCGUGUUCCAAGAAUCCGUGUUUUCCAGGAGUAGGAUGCAGCAAUGUGGAUGAACUAACGUUUAGAUGUGCGGAAUGUCCGUCUGGGUACGUUGGUGAUGGAAUAAAGUGUCAUGUUGGUAAGUAAGAGGGGGUGAACUAAUAAUCCUUAGGUAGAGAAAAGGGUUGAGUAAACAACAUUUUGACUGAGUAAAAGGUUGGGUAAAUGAAAACCCAAAACCAUUCAAGGGUUGGCCAAAGCAUGACUCACUCAAAUAUUGAAGACUGAAGAGCAGUAUCAACAGUCGUAUUUGACUAUCUUGAUCAUUUUCAAGUGACUAUCUUGAUCAUUUUCCGAUUUGCCCGGAGGCAAAUAUGGUCAAAAGAAAGUGCAUGUGCAGACAACAUGAAACUUUCGACUACAGAAAAUUGCACAAGCAAUUAUAAAACUGAUGCACAGAAGUGGUUCAGGACAUGUGUGACAACUGAAUGGUAUCCUGAAUUGUGUGUAAAGUUUUUGUCCCGGGGUUGGUAUUUAUUUUUUAAUUGAUAUUUGAGGAGCAACUGCGAAAGGCCCUCGGCUGCAAUCGAACCUGCGGCCCUGCGAUUCAUCUGGACUCUGUAGCUCAGUUGGUUAGUGUCCUGCAUCGUUUUCGGAUAUCUAGUCUCUAUAUUUAUAUUUUCUUCUUAAAUAUGAUUGAAGAUGAAGUGAAGAAGAGUGUGAGUCUGCCAUGUCCACGUCAGUUUUGCUUCCCUGGAGUCCAGUGUUCUAUCGCUCAUUCUCAGAUUCGUUGUGGGCCGUGUCCACUUGGUUUCUUUGGUAACGGUUUCCAGUGUAGAGGUAUAUUUUAUUCCUUUUUAACUUUGAAUGAGAAUGAAGAAUUCAGACCUGAUAAGCUAUCUUAGUCAUCACCCUGUCUCAUCUGUUUGACUUCAAUCUAAUAUAUGUUUCUUUCUUAGUGUUAUGUGAGCUCCCGUGUCAAAAUGCAGGCGCGUGUGUGGCUCCCGGGGUGUGCAGGUGUCGCCGGGGGUUUAUUGGGAUUACUUGUGCCAGAGGUACAGUAUUUUCGUACAUUAUAUAUACGUAUUAUAAUAGGUAAUAAACCUCGCUGGGCGGUGACAUUACCUCAUUCGCUACCUAUACUGUCACCCAACAUUCUUGAUGAUAUAAUGAUCUAUCUACUUUUUUCUCUGUUAAUUUGUAGCGUUCUGUAAGAAACGCUGUUUAAAUGGUGGGCGUUGUAUAGCACCAGGAAAAUGCCGUUGUCCUAUGGCUUACUUUGGUGAAAGAUGCGAGAAUGGUAAGACGUUUUUUGUCAUUAUUUGGAAUGAUGUUGUUGUUGUCGUUGUCGUUGUCGUGUCGUUGUUGUCGUUGCUGUUGUUGCUGUCGUCGUUGUUGUCGUUGUCUUACUUUGGUGAAAGAUGCGAGAAUGGUAAGACGUUUUUUGUCAUUAUUUGGAAUGAUUGUUGUUGUUGUCGUUGUCGUUGUCGUGUCGUUGUUGUCGUUGUUGUUGCUGUCGUCGUUGUUGUCGUUGUCGUUGUUGUUGUCGUUUCUUGUUGUUGUUGUUGUUGUUGUUGUUGUUGUUGUUGUUGUUGUCACAUUCAGCAUGAGAAAUAAGACAAUUUCUUUCCACAGCACGAUGCAAUGUGAAAUGUAUGAAUGGUGGAAUAUGUAUCCCGCCCGGGAAAUGCCGCUGUCUUCCUGGUUAUGCGGGCCCGUUUUGUGACCAACGUAAGUCGUAACUGAUAAAGUCAUAACGUUUGAGUUUCACUAAGCACUAUCGUGCAGGAGAUGAUGGUCAACUUAUGAUGAUGAUAAUUGGUAUCCAUCUUCUCUUUCUAGCUGUUUGUCCGUUGAGAUGUCUUAACGGGGGACAGUGUGUGAAACCAGGGAAAUGUCAGUGUUUGCCGGGAUACUUUGGGACACGAUGUCAAGAAGGUAAAGGAUCUUAGGUAUCGCUAGUUUAAGACAGAUGAAGCCUGGGUAAUCCAAAUCAUAUUUCAGAAACUUGAGAACAUAGCCCAACACAAAAUAAUUUUACCUUUGAUCGUCGUCCAUUAUUAAUAUAGAAGGUGAUAUAACUAAUUGCACCGUUGUUCCACUUUAUAUAUGCUUGCAGUAUUAUCUUAAAAUAUCUUUCACAGGGCCGUCUAACUUUCCGUUUGGGUCGGACAUAUGUAAGAUGAUGUGCAUGCGAUGACCUUCAGUUCAGUUUGGCUCAGAAAUAAGUCUGAAUGACACAAUAUAUUGAUUCUGAACGGUAAAUGUUGUAAAGAUAUUAAAUAAUUUGUGUCAUUCAUACUUAUUUCCAAUCCAAAAUUAACUUGCUUGCCAAUACCAUCAGUAAGACUUCGACAACUUAAUCCCGUUUUCCACUUAACCAUUUCGCUCACCGCCCCGCGCUCAAUUACAUUAAAACAACAUUUCCAGUUCACUAUACUCUGAUUCACCAUUUAACAUACGAGCCUCUAGGAUACUCGGGUUUUGUAUGACGGGAUACUUUGCAUGUCGAGCAAAGCAGUUGAAAUCAUCUGAGGUAAAGAUAGAAAAGUUCACGAAUUUCAUAGCAGAUUGAUUGGUGACCACGCCCUUUUUUCGGGCAAGAAGAACUCCCAACCCCCUAAUACGUACAGUUAAGUUGGGCCCCUGGAUUUCUUCCUCUCUACGUCGGAUAAUUUCACGAAUAGGUCGGACAAUGUCCAUAAUUUUAAAGCCUGAUUAACCGAUUGCCACAGUAGUCCCACCGUAGCCUUCAAUUUCCCGAACUCUUUCUACAUGAAUUUUCCAAACCAAAUCAUGACCCAACUCACGAUCUCAGAGGAUUAUCAUAAUCAUUUUUCCUUCACCAGUACCCUGCGUCUUCCGGACAAAAUUCUUAUAUCAGUAUUCCUUCGUUAUCUAGGAACAUGCACACCACAAUGCAGAAAUGGGGGAAUCUGCGUGAGGAACAACGUUUGCUCUUGUCCAGAAGGUUACCGAGGCAGUCGCUGCCAGACUGGUAAGGGUACGUUUUCAAAUAUCAGGAUUUUUUUUUGGGUGGGGGGGGAGGGCGGGGGGAAUCUCACUCGAUUUGAAGGGUUUUAUAGAUGGAAAUGUUGAGUGUAAAUGUUAUUUACAUUAUUGCAUGGUGUUGAUGUAGCUAAUUAUUUUGCUACAACGUUUGCUUGAGACCGAUUGUUGAAAAGCGUGGAUAAAUGUAACCCUGGAUCGCCCUGGAGACGGUUAUUUAUUUUAACCCAACCCUGGCUGACCAAUCCCUGGAUUAAAUUAGACGUUGCUCAUUGUCGAUUAGCAGUGCGGUUUAGUCAUUAUCUGGGUUAAUGCUAGCCUGCGCGCAGACACUACACCCGAAAAUGUCGGGGAUUAUGCUAAUUUUUGUCAAAAGUUGAAUGAUGGAAAUUAAGGAACUGGGGCCGGUUUAGACUUUCGCAAAGACGUUCGUCUUUACUUCGAACGAAGAAAUUUUCGAGGAAGUACUUGACAAACGAUGUACGAAGGCCGGAUAGCGCAAUUCAGCGGAUGUCGAUUUUUUUCUUGUAUUCUAAAAUUGUCCUUUUAUUGGUAUAACUCAGAUUAAACUUCAGUAUUUAUAAAAUAAAUGGGGUUUUUUAUUAAUUGAGUUGCCCGUAUCCAUAGUUUUAGUCUUUUUUACAACAGUUGAAAAUAUACCAGGGCCGUGAGCGCAUGUCCAUAUAAUUUAAAAAGCCUCGAUAUUCGAAGCCAUUUUUAUAAACAAAACAACCGAGAAAUAUGAGAAAUAAGAAUUCAUUGACCCGUAUAACAGUCAAGUUUUGAACUGUAUCGAUCGUUAUCCCAUGGCUGGGCAGUAUUUGAUGUUCAUUCAUUGCUUGAAAAAUAUUGUCAUUUUUCCAGCUGUUUGUCAACGGCAAUGUCAAAAUGGAGGACGUUGUUUCAAGAAAGAUCAAUGCUCUUGCCCAUAUGGAUAUUGGGGAGAUGUUUGCCAAUAUGGUGAGAAACAUUGAGUGUUAUUUUUGUUUUAUUAUCCCUGGAUUAUCGUAUGUAAACAGCUUUUCAUGAAUAAUGUAUUUGAGGAGGGCAUAGAUUUAAAUCCUGUCUGCAUCUUCUACAAGAACGUAAGUGUUAUUUUUUGUGAGAACAAAGUAAAUACCAAGCGUCAUUUUCUGUCACAUACUAAGCAAAUCACUGUCUCGAGCAGAAAAGGGCAGAGUGCGGUCUUUCAGGACAUUUUUAGACAAACUCUGAAUCAAACGUUGUUCGUUAGCUCUCCUUGAAGUUAUUUAAACUCUACAGUUGUCUUUAUGACAAUCUCGUUACCAGAGCAUGCCCGUUCACAGGGUAGGGUACGCCCAACCCUAACCUGCGAACGGGCAUGCUCUGGGAACGAGAUUGUCAUUAUGAUGGUAUGUUCAUUUGGUUUUCCCAUUUCCAAUUUCCCAUUUUACUCCUGUCAGGACCUUACCUUCCUACGGGCAGGGCUGCAAAAACAUAUUUUAUUUUCAGUUGCCAACGAAAGCAUUUUCUGCAAGUAAACGACAACAAAUAGUUAUGGUUUUGAAAAGUUUAUCACAACUAAAUAAAAUUCAGUGAUAUUCUAGACAAAUUCUAGACAUAUUUCGGUCUUGGAAAUAGACCUUUUUCUAACAUGGCUACCGAAUAAAUAUAAUUCUAUUAUGCCAUAAAUUAGCCCUUAUGUAUCUGUGGUAAACUCGGAAAAGUAUGCAUAUUAAAAUUAGUAAAAUACACUUUCGAUUUAAGAUUUUUUAUCUUUUACGAUUUUUUCGAUGAGAUAAUUCAUGAGAAUUAUUAAUAAGAAUUACUAUUAUUUUUUUCAGUAUAUUGUGUUCGUCCAUGUUUAAAUAACGGUGUGUGUGUCAAGCCAAAUGGUUGUCUCUGUCCGAAAGAUUAUGCUGGAGUUGCCUGUCAGCUAUAUGGUGAGUGUUUCUUGCUAAUAAAAUUAACCUUCUACUAUUAUAGAGGUAUUUCCUAUACAAUUUGAUUAUAGAGGUGAAAGCCGGAACGUGCGCUCAGGGGGCGUAGUCGGUCCUGAACUAGUGGGGGGGGGGGUGGUCCAAUCGUCGAAUACACAGAACAAGUAGAGGGUGUUCGGCCAUCCGUCCCCGCGGAAAAUGUUUCUAUUUUUAGAAGCAUUACGAGGUUAAGCCCCCCCCCCCCAGUUUCUCCUUAGUUUUGGAAAAAUAGGAAAAUUGGUCCUGAAGUUUUCAAUUAUUUUUUCCUUAGUUGGAUAAGGAGAUUUUCCACGUAGUUGUUAUGAAUAUGGUUAUCUCGCCAAGUCAGAUGAGCUGGCAGACAUACUUUUUCCUGCAUCUAACUACGGUAUACAAAUAAGGGAAUGUCCAUUGGAUAAGGUUUUGUGUGACGUGAUUCCGUUCGUCUGUCUUCUUAUAGCCGAUCAUGGCUCUCGACCAAUGAAAGGGCUUGAAUACUUGAAUACAUUAUUUUAUGAUAAAUAUGGAUGUUAAAGCCAAGCGCGAACGUUAACUAGGUGGAAUCUAACUGACUCAAUUUGUAUCCUAAGUUAGUCGAAUGCAAUCUAAAUCCAUAUAGGCAUCAGGCCAACAUCAGGCCUGUUUUAUACGUCGAAUUUUGGUCGCGUCGAAUGUAAUUAAGACAAUAGAUAAUGAGAUGACAAACCUCAUUAAACUUCAUAAUUAUCUAUUGUUUGAAUUGCAUUCGACGCGACCGAAAUUCGACGUAUAAAACAGGUCUAAAAACUCCUACUGUUUAAUUAUUAUGCGUAUCGCCUGGUAAUUGAAAUAGCAUAUAAAUAUUCACCGCCCCACCCGGAACAUGGUAAUAGACGUUUAAUUUUUAUCAGGUUUCAUCAUUUCAUAAAAAUGUAAAUAUUAAUACUGCCAUCUUCAAUAUCGCGUAAAAUUAGAAUAGAUGCUUUAAGUACUAUUUAAGACAAUAGAUAGAUAUUUAGUUUUAUUACCUACCAUAAAUUUACAAUUUCAGUAAGUGCUGUAGUUCGCAUCAUUCUAUGUCAUAUAUAAUAAUUUAACGACUGUUCUGUAGUAUGAGGUAAGGC
Messenger RNA from Paramuricea clavata, 20900 nucleotides. NCBI's taxonomy places the organism in Eukaryota, Metazoa, Cnidaria, Anthozoa, Malacalcyonacea, Plexauridae. The record is from the annotation of a GenBank genome assembly.